Paramecium tetraurelia is the source of this 534-nucleotide messenger RNA. RefSeq lists its product as uncharacterized. NCBI's taxonomy places the organism in Eukaryota, Ciliophora, Oligohymenophorea, Peniculida, Parameciidae. The transcript has 2 exons. The record is from RefSeq and is a predicted model, not a curated record.
AUGAAUUUGAAAUUAGAAUAUGGACCAACACUUAAAUAUCCAGAAAGAUUAGUUUAAUUAGACUCUUUCACAAUAAUAGGAAUUUAAAGAAAUAUUAUCCAAAAAGAUGAAGUGGAUCCAUUAAAAGCUCAGAUUGGAAAAACCUUUGAUGAAUACUAUUCAAAGUAACUCUAUGAUUAGAUUCCAAAUCGUUUGCAUCCAAUGAGAACUCAUUGCUUAUAUUUUGAAUUGUCUGAUGGAUAGGAUUGGUUAGAAAUGAAAUACAAAAUUGUUGUUGGAGAAUUGGUAAGUGAAGUUACUAAUGUACCAGAAGGAAUGGUUAGCAUGUAAGUUCCUGCUCAUCGUUUUUGUCGUUUUGAUUGUGGCCCAGGUCCAAUUCCAGAUGUAGUCAUUGAAGCUUGGCAAACUUUGGGCAAAUUGAAUCCAUAAGAUUUUGGAGAAGAUCGCACUCAUGAUUUUGAAUUGGAAGUGUACCCAGAGGAUCAAUUAGAUAGAAAUUCAAUGAAAUUUCAAUUAUAUAUUGGAAUUUAAUGA